AUGGCAUCCUCCUCGGAACCAUCCAUUCUUGCAACGCUUCGACCCCUUGACUUCGUGGCUGUGGGUGGUGGUGCCAUCAAACCUGUGAUCGGCGAAAAGCUGCAUAGCCAGGGUAUACCCCUGCUGAAUCAUUACGGGGCCACUGAGAUCGGAGCAGUUGCACACAUUUUUAUUCCAGACCGAAGCUACGACUGGCACUAUCUGCGUCUCAGAAGCGACUUCGGAUUGCAGGUCAAGAGCAUCGAAUCCGACAACGUCUUGCACUGCAAACUGAUCGGGUAUCCGUUCGGAUGGGGACGAGCGUUUGAGGUGCAAGACCUUCUAGAGAGGAACCCAGCUUCCAUUGAUGAUGUCGAAGUCAAGAUUUUGGGAAGGAAGGACGAUGUGAUUGUUCUUGCUACGGGUGAGAAGGUUCUCCCGCAGCUGUUGGAAGAGACAUUGAAUGUGAAGACGGGCAUCAAGACGGCUGUCGUCUUCGGCGAACACCGCGAGACUGUCGGCGUGCUCAUUGAACCACAGCAACCAAUUGCUCCUGCUGAAUACCAGGGAUUUAUCAACAAGGUAUGGAUGUGGAUCGAUGAGGUUAAUCAUCGUGUCGAUCGACAUGCCCGGGUUCCCUCCCACGAUGCUGUCGUGGUGGUCCCAGAGGGCAAGUCCAUCCCUCGAUCUGACAAGGGAUCUGUCAUGAGGAAUGAGGUUUCUCGCGUUUUUGCCGAUGAGAUUGAACGUGCAUAUUGGUCACUGAGCAAGAAUGAUAUUUAUCUCGAUCCUGCCAAUGCCCUCCCAGGUUUACGAGCCUUAAUCCAGGCUAGUUUGGGAGAUCGCAUUAAGACAUCCAUUGCCAACGAGUCGGAUUUCUUCGACCUGGGCAUGGACUCUCUAGAGGCCACUCGCCUUUCCCGACGGCUUAACUCGCUCCCAAACAGAGCCUCAUUCCCAGGGCUCACGGAAGAAGUACGUCCGGACUUCAUUUACCAGCACCCAACUCUCUCAUCUUUAGCAGGAGCCAUGACGGGUGAACCGGCCUCACAGCCAGGAUAUCAAAGAGCACUCGAGAUGCAGGAUACGCUGCGGGAAGCAUUGAAUUGCAUCCGGCGCGCUGGAAGUGAAGUCGUUCUGCUCACUGGAUCGACAGGUACACUGGGAGUACACAUGCUGGAGAUCCUCUGUCGCAACCCUCAUGUUAAGAGUAUUGUUUGUGUUAACCGCCCCCAGCCAGGUGUAGAUGCAUGGACUCGGCAAGAGGAAGCCUGUCGCUCCAAGGGGAUACAGCUACCUAACUCAGGCAAGGACAAGAUCGUCUUCUUCCAAACUGCCACCCAUGACCACCACUUGGGUCUCCCAACUGAGGUCUACACCAGCUUGACCUCCAGGGUCACGCACAUCAUCCAUAAUGCCUGGCCGAUGGAUUUCAAGCGGCAGCUCUCCUCUUUCCAGGCUCCCAUUCAGUCGCUCUGCAAUCUUAUCCAGCUCGCCAAAGAUAUUCACACUCUCCGACCGAAUGUGGUCCCGCGGCUUGUAUUCACUUCCUCCAUUGCCGUCACAGGCCGAUACCCCGAAAGACGGGUCGCUGAGCAGCGCAUGACGGAUCCAAACUGGGCCGUGGCAAUGGGGUACGCCGAAGCCAAGUGGGUUUGUGAGGGUCUAUUGGAUGAUGCCGCGCAGGCUUCUCCAGGCUCCUUUCAACCGGUGAUUGUGCGUCUCGGACAGCUCAGUGGCUCGAAUCACUCGGGGUUCUGGACAAAGACAGAACAUCUGCCUACUCUGGUCUCCACGUCGGCCAAAAUCGGAGCUCUUCCUAAUAUUCAGGGGAGCUACUCGUGGCUGCCUAUGGACAUCGCCGGCCGUGUAGUGUCAGAGAUUACUCUCUCUGACAGCCAGCAACACUUCUACCAUGUGGAAAAUCCUAUUCGGCAACCUUGGGCAGAUUUGCUGAUCUCCUUGCGCUCUGAGCUGGGCUUGUCAUUGGUCGAGUAUGAGGACUGGAUUAAGCAGGCUCGUCAGACGGGCCUGCUCACGGGUCUUGAGGACUUUUUUGCCAGUGACUUUGAGAACCUUGCCAGUGGGCCGAUUAUACUGCGGACCGAUGCUUCGAGGGCUGUUGCUCGAACACUCAGGUCCUGUGGUGGAGUUGGCGUGGAUUUGCUGGCGAAAUAUUUGCAGUCGUGGAAGGAUCAGGGCGCUUUGUAG
Molecule: messenger RNA, 2190 nt
Organism: Aspergillus tanneri
Lineage: Eukaryota; Fungi; Ascomycota; Eurotiomycetes; Eurotiales; Aspergillaceae
Exons: 2
Coding region: 1-2190 (729 amino acids)
Source: RefSeq, a predicted model, not a curated record